AACAUCAUUAUCACCGCGGUUAUUGAGCUGCAGCUGGUCCCUCCCUCUCCCGCAUGGACCGGAACCACGCAGCGCCACGUGAUCCCGGAGCUCUGGACUGAACGAGCCUCUCACACCGCAUCAUGGCUGCGGAGGAUGCGGCCGCGCGGUCCCGAACCGGAGCCCUGCUCUCCAGCGGGGCUCCGCUCUCUCCUUUCCGCCUGCUGCUGCUCUCCCUGGCCGCGUGCUCCCUGCUCCCCGCCCCGGCGCUCGGCUUGCUCGGCUUUCGGCCGGAGGAGACCGGAGCGGAGCUGUCCGUGGCGGACGGGGUGCUGAAAGCCACCGAGGGGACCCGCUUUAUGCUGCGGGUUUAUUACUCUACCUCCCCGCAGAGGCUAAACCGCACCGCGGCGACUCGCGCCAACAACGCCGCGCCCUGGGUCGCCUUCAUCGAGGAGCCGACUCCCGGGCGAGAGGGACAAGCUCACCCGAAGCGGAACAUGUGCAUGGACAAGAACGCCAGGACGUCCGACAUCGAGGUUUUGGGCUCUUUCAAGUCCGCUUCCAGUCAAAACUCGGUGCUGGUGGAGCUGCUGGCCAAAGACCUGCGGAGGGGGGAGAAGAUGAAAUACUACUCCAUGUGCGCCUUUGACGGAUCCAAAUGGGAACACUACCGGACACGGGAUUUCUGGGUGGCCGUGGUGGAGCGCUCGGCUGUCCCGGAGCUCUGGCUACAAGUGCUGGUGUCCGUGCUGCUGCUCGGGCUCUCGGCGCUGUUCAGCGGGCUGAACCUGAGUCUGCUGGCGCUGGACCCGGUGGAGCUGCAGGUCCUCCAGAACAGCGGCACCGACAAGGAGCAGAACUACGCGCGGAAAAUCGAGUCGGUGCGUCGGCACGGCAACUACGUGCUCUGCACUCUGCUGCUGGGCACCGCGAUCAUCAACGCCUCGCUCGCCGUGUGGAUGUGCCAGAUCCUGGGCAUGACCUGGCUCUCCACGGUCAUCUGCGCCUUCGGCAUCUUCUUCAUCGGGGAGAUUCUCCCGCACUCGGUGGCGUCGCGACACGGCCUCGCCAUCGCCUCCAAAACCAUCUGGGUGACGCGGCUGCUCAUGGUGAUCUCCUUCCCCAUCUCCUACCCCAUCAGCAAACUGCUGGACCUCAUCCUCAACCAGGAGAUCUCAAACUUCUACACCAGGGAGAAACUCCUGGAGAUGCUGCGCGUGUCCGACCCGUACCACGACCUGGUCAAAGAGGAGCUCAACAUCAUCCAGGGAGCGCUGGAGCUGCGGACCAAGACCGUGGAGGACGUGCUGACGCCGCUGAGCGACUGCUUCAUGCUGGCCUCGGACGUGGUGCUGGACUUCAACACCAUGUCGGACAUGAUGCAGAGCGGAUACACGAGGAUACCGGUGUUCGAGAACGAGCGCUCCAACAUCGUGGACAUCCUGUUCGUCAAGGACCUCGCGUUCGUGGACCCGGACGACUGCACCCCGCUGAAGACCAUCACCCAGUUCUACAAACACCCGCUGCACUUCGUGUUCAACGACACCAAACUGGACGCCAUGCUGGAAGAGUUCAAGAAAGGGAAGUCCCACCUGGCCAUCGUGCAGCGGGUGAACAACGAGGGCGAGGGCGACCCUUUCUACGAGGUGAUGGGCAUCGUCACCCUGGAGGACGUCAUCGAGGAAAUCAUCAAGUCCGAGAUCCUCGACGAGACGGACCUCUACACUGAUAAUCGUACGAAGCGCCGCGUUUCUCACCACGAGCGGAAGCAGCAGGACUUCUCCAUCUUCAAACUGUCAGAGAACGAGAUGAAAGUCAAUAUCUCUCCUCAGCUUCUCCUGGCAACACACCGCUUCCUGUCCACAGAGGUGGAGCCCUUCAAACCCGCUCACAUCUCAGAGAAGAUCCUGCUGAGGCUGAUCAAACACCCCAGCGUGGUUCAGGAACUCAACUUCGACGAGAAGAACAAGCGAGCGUCGCAGCACUUCCUGUUCCAGCGCAACAAACCCGUGGACUACUUCGUCCUGGUCCUGCAGGGUCGAGUUGAGGUGGAGUUUGGUAAGGAGGCGCUGAAGUUUGAGAAUGGAGCUUUCUCUUACUUUGGGGUUCCUUCCAUCAUGCCAGCAGUCCACAGAUCCCCCUCUCGCAGCAGUGGUUUGGACCGCUCUGAGUCCAUGCUGUACGGAGGCAGCAUGAGCCAACUGAACGGUGGGGGGAACGUCUACCUGCCAGACUACUCUGUCAGACAGCUCACACAACUGCAGAUCAUCAAGAUCACCCGGAGCCACUACCAGAACGCUGUGACAGCCACCCGGAUGGACCACUCUCCUCUGACGCCGGAUGCAGACGGCCGUCUGGCAGAAGGCAACACCCCGACCCCGGAGGCCCCGGCCGCGGAGCACGGCGCCACGCUGAUGCCCCCGGGGCACAGCAGCAGCAGCAGCAGCAGCAGCACCACCACCACCACCCUCAUGCCCCCACGCAGGGAGCACGGCCGGCCCAGCUCGGCACGAACCCGAGGACAGCAGUCCAGCGUCCCGCACAGCACCUCGCUGCUGAACCAGAAGAACCGCAUCGUCCGCAGCAAGUCUGACGGCCAGAAGAGUCCCAGCGAUUCAGUGUUUCUCAGGAUGGAUGAGAUCCCGUACAUCAGGGAGGACAGAUCUGAGGCCGACGCGCACACUGACAUGGCCUCUGUUCCCAUAGAAACGGACACGUCCCCUUUCAUCAGCAGCCUGUCCCUGAGUGGCUCAGAGGACACACUGGGCAAGAAACUCCUGCUCAAACUCAGCCACAAGAAGAGGAAAAAAUCCCGCGAAGGAGAGAGAACACCAGAGGACAUUUCAGAACAGCCGCUGGUGAAAACCUAGCAGCGUGCGUGCGUGCAACGGACCCCAACAUUCCAUCAUCUGAUGGUUCUUUAAGUUGUUUGUGAAGACGAUGUGGUUGGUGAACUACAGCUAUCAGAGUUUUAUCUGAAAAAAACACACUCCAACACCCCCCCCCCACUGUAGGAGUUUAUGAAGUGGACCCAUCCACAGAUAUGUACUGAACACUUGGAUGGAAGACACCAGUUUAUAAAAAAAAUAGCAGCUUUGCAAUAUGCAUUAUACUGGAACUUCACAGGUUUUUCAUGCUGAUGCUUGUAAAGGAAUGACUGUGAAUGUAAAAUGUUUGUAGAAAAUAAUAGUUUUAUACUAUAUAUAUACAGUAUAUAUAUGUGAUCACUUCUCCAAUGGAGCCGAAGGGAAUAACAGUACAUAGGAAUCGGAUGGAAGACACCAAAGACGUUGCUGUUUUUAUACCGCCACGAAUUGCAGGGGACAUCUCAACAGAACAGAAGUCAACUGGCUGCUUUGUGCUCAGGC
Molecule: messenger RNA, 3350 nt
Organism: Sander lucioperca (pikeperch)
Lineage: Eukaryota; Metazoa; Chordata; Actinopteri; Perciformes; Percidae
Product: metal transporter CNNM1-like
Exons: 10
Coding region: 123-2852 (909 amino acids)
Biological process (GO): transport; magnesium ion homeostasis
Cellular component (GO): plasma membrane
Molecular function (GO): transmembrane transporter activity
Source: RefSeq, a predicted model, not a curated record